AUGGCUCCCAAAAAGAACACCGCCGCCUCCACUACUGCUGCUGCCGCAACAUCGACAGAGAAGCAAACAGUUACCCCGACCGCUCCCUCGGCCGCCGCGAAGCGCUCCCCAACGACCAAGUCCGGCGCCACCAGCUGGGACGUAGUCUUCCAGAACAUCUACACGCACUACCUCAAGGAGACGACGCAGCGCACCAAGCUGAUCGACGUCUUCCUCGCCUUCCUCGUCGUGGUCGGCGCCCUGCAGUUUGCCUACUGUGUCCUUGCCGGCAACUACCCCUUCAACGCUUUCCUAUCUGGGUUCUCCGCCACUGUCGGUCAGUUCGUCCUAGCCAUCUCCCUCCGUAUCCAAACAGCCACGACCGACAAGAACGAAUUUCCUUCCGUUUCUCCAGAAAGAGCCUUUGCCGAUUUCAUUGUUUGCAGCUUGAUUCUGCACUUCUUUUGCAUCAACUUUAUCAACUAA
Messenger RNA from Cordyceps fumosorosea ARSEF 2679, 465 nucleotides. Its product is annotated as Defender against death DAD protein. Gene Ontology annotation, cellular component: membrane; oligosaccharyltransferase complex. Gene Ontology annotation, biological process: protein N-linked glycosylation. The transcript is spliced from 4 exons. The record is from RefSeq and is a predicted model, not a curated record. Lineage: Eukaryota; Fungi; Ascomycota; Sordariomycetes; Hypocreales; Cordycipitaceae. Bases 1 to 465 code for a protein of 154 amino acids.